This is a messenger RNA of Manis pentadactyla (Chinese pangolin), 12375 nucleotides long. It is a transcript of the gene TMEM185B, whose product is annotated as transmembrane protein 185B. Bases 362 to 1414 code for a protein of 350 amino acids. The record is from RefSeq and is a predicted model, not a curated record. The transcript has a single exon. NCBI's taxonomy places the organism in Eukaryota, Metazoa, Chordata, Mammalia, Pholidota, Manidae.
CGGCAGCUCGUCAGGAUCAGGGCCCGAGCCGCUCGCCCGCCCGCCCCGAUGCUACGCGCAGUAGCUGCUUUCCAAAUGGGUACGGACUGAAGGAGGGCGGCGGCGGGGCUAAGGCAGCACCCGGCUCCGAGACGCCGCGCCGCCUGGGCCGCUGGGAGAGUGCGGGGGAGCGCACCACGCCCCACCGCGCUUCCGGCCUGGCCACGUGACCCCGCACGCACGUGUUCCGGCUUCUCGGCACCGUGGGUCUAACCACCUCCCCGCGGCCCCCGGCCGCUUCUGAGGUGGAGCAGCCGCAGGCUGGGCCGGGCAGCGGCGGAGACGCGGUGCCCGAUAAGAGGGACUGAGACGCGGCUUCGCCAUGAACCCCAGAGGCUUGUUCCAAGACUUCAACCCUAGUAAGUUCCUCAUCUAUGCCUGCCUGCUGCUCUUCGCCGUAUUGCUGCCCCUCCGCCUGGACGGCCUCAUCCACUGGAGCUACUGGGCCGUCUUCGCUCCCAUAUGGCUGUGGAAGCUCUUGGUUAUCGCGGGUGCCUCGGUGGGCGCCGGCGUUUGGGCCCGCAACCCUCGCUAUCGCGCCGAAGGGGAGGCCUGCGUGGAGUUCAAAGCCAUGUUGAUCGCCGUGGGCAUCCACCUGCUGCUGCUCAUGUUCGAAGUCCUGGUCUGCGACAGGAUGGAGAGGGGGACCCACUUCUGGCUGCUGGUGUUCAUGCCGCUCUUCUUCGUGUCCCCAGUGUCCGUGGCCGCCUGCGUCUGGGGCUUCCGACACGAUAGGUCUCUCGAGCUGGAGAUCCUGUGUUCUGUCAACAUCCUGCAGUUCAUCUUCAUUGCUCUGAGGCUGGACAGGAUUAUCCGCUGGCCGUGGCUGGUGGUGUUCGUGCCCCUCUGGAUCCUCAUGUCGUUCCUCUGCUUGGUUGUCCUCUAUUACAUCGUCUGGUCACUCCUGUGCCUGCGGGCCUUGGAUGUGGCUGCAGAACAGCGAAGAACACACGUGACCAUGGCCAUCAGCUGGAUAGCGAUUGUGGUGCCCCUUCUCACUUUUGAGGUUCUACUCGUUCACAGAUUGGAUGGCCACAAUACAUUCUCUUACAUUUCCAUAUUUGCCCCCCUUUGGCUUUCAUUGCUAACUUUAAUGGCUACAACAUUUAGGCGAAAAGGGGGCAACCACUGGUGGUUUGGUAUUCGCAGAGAUUUCUGUCAGUUUGUGCUGGAAAUUUUCCCAUUUUUAAGGGAAUAUGGGAACAUUUCAUAUGAUCUACAUCAUGAAGAUAGCGAAGAUGCUGAAGAAACAUCCAUUCCAGAUGCUCCUAAAAUUGCUCCAAUUUUUGGAAAAAAGGCCAGGGUAGUUAUAACCCAGAGCCCUGGAAAAUAUGUUCCCCCACCUCCCGAGUUAAAUAUUGAUAUGCCAGAUUAAGUUCCUUUUCUAGAGAGCAGCAUCAAUGGAAUAGAAACCAUUCACACACACAAAAUCCACCUUCUUUUUGCCUCUUUGUUCAUCCAUCCCAGACCUGAAAUUGAAAACAGGCUUCAGACACCGUCAUCUCAUGCUUGUUGAGGACUGAUGCCUAUCAGUGACUCAUCAGGAUGUACUACAGAUAUAGGAGGUUAUUUUACUUUCUGGCUGUGUUAGUAAGUGGUGUGUAUACAUGUGUGAGAGAGCUUUCUGGUUUGGUGCUUAAAGAGCUAGCUUGGGAGCAGUAAGUUAAAUUGCUUUAGUAGGUCCUUAAAUGGAAUAGCCAAUGCAGCUGGGUAUUUUUAUGUGUACUAUACCUACCAAAGGUAUUGCUGAAAAAAUUAUUUUUAUACACUGCUAGUCUAAAAUUGUAUUUCAGAUUGUGCCUGUUGUGACAUAAUCAAUAGCAAUGCAAACAAUUCUCUUACCCACCACUUGUUUAUAAGCCUCAUAGUUAUUAUUGUUAGUGUUCCCACUGUUAAAACAGUUCUCUCUUUGAGCUUUGCUGAUAUUGGUCUUUAAUAUCCCAAUAGGUGAAUUUUUCUAAUGCACUGAAUCCAUACAUAUAUGAUAUUUAUACGAAUAUUUUAGCAAUGUAAUAUAUUAUGUUGAAUUCCAGUUCUGUGCAGCACAAUGUAUUAUGUUAAAGUAUUUUUUAAGUUUAUAUGUGAAGAUAAGUGUUUAUUGCAGAUAUCCUUAAAGAUUGCUUUAAACAUUAGUAUUUACCCAGUGUGGGAUCUUAUCACAGUACUAGUCAUGAGUAUAGGGAAUGAAAAAUCCCAUGGAUCUUAAUAUUCAGAUGUUAGGUGACUCAGUAUGUACAGUUUUAAGGCCUCUUUUAGUACAGGGAAGAGCCACCAUCCUGUGGGAACAGGUGAUAUGCUCCAGUGUAGUACCAGGCCAUAAAGUGACACUUAUUUGGUACCUUGAGUUUUCCCACACAGGUAGUACCAUCAUCUCUUCAGGAAGAACCACAAUAAACAAUAAGUGAUUUGUGCAUAUUUUAAAAUCUUAGAAUAUUAGUGGUCCACAAUAUAAAGUAUUACUUGUCAUUGGAAAACUGGAGAGAGUGGUCUUAAGCAAAAACAACUAAUAGGAUCAGGUAUUAUUUUAAGGAUGACACUUUUUGAUCUAUCAGCAACAGGGAAAUAAUAGGUCAGGUAGUUUUUAAAAUAACUGCAAUGUUUCUUUAAGUACUGGUGGUACACCAUAGAAUCAGAAGGGCAAAACCCUGAUCCUGGAAGAGUGAUGUUCUUCUGACUGAGAACAAAUAAAUAACGUUGAAAAGAAGGUUAAAAUAAAAAGGUGUAGAGGUAUUACUGGGGAAAAGGCUGGAAGGAAUCCUUUUUUUAAAAAAUGUAUUUAUUAUUUUUUUAUUAAGGUAUCAUUGACACACAAUCUUUCGAAGGUUUCACAUGAGCAACUGUGGUUACUGCAUUCACCCAUAUUAUAAGUCCCCCCACACACACACACCCCUUUGCAGUCACUGUCCAUCAGCGUAGUAAGGUGCUAUAGAGUCACUACUUGCCUUUUCUGUACUAUACUGUCUUCCCUGUGACUCCCCUACAUUAUGUUUGCUAAUCAUAAUGUCACUUAAUCCCCUUCUCCCUCCCACCCCACCCAUCCUCCCCACCACCUUCCCUUUGGUAACCACUAGUCCGUUCUUGGAGUCUGUGAGUCAGCUGCUGUUUCGUUCCUUCAGUUUUGCUUUGUCGUUAUACUCCACAAAUGAGUGAAAUAAUUUGGUACUUGUCUUUCUCCUCCUGGCUAAUUUCACUGAGGAUAAUACCCUCUAGGUCCAUUCAUGUUGUUGCAAAUGCUAGGAUUUGUUUUCUUCUUAUGGCUGAAUAGUAUUCCAUUGUGUAUAUGUACCACAUCUUUAUCCAUUCAUCUAUUGAUGGAUACUUAGGUUGCUUCCAUAUCUUGGCUAUUGUAAAUAGUGCUGCAGUAAACAUAGGGAUACAUAUGUCAUUUUGAGUCUGGGAUAUUGUUUUCUUCAGGUAAAUUACUAGGAGUGGAAUUCACCUCCGUAUUGCUUUCCACCGUGGUUGAACUAAUUUACAUUCCCACCAGCAGUGUAGGAGGGUUCCCCUUUCUCCACAUCCUUGCCAGCAUUUCUUCCUUGUCUUUUCAAUGGCGGCCAUCCUAAUUGGUGUGAGGUGGUAUCUCAUUGUGGUUUUAAUUUGCAUUUCUCUGGUGAUUAGCGAUGUGGAGCAUCUUUUCAUGUGCCUGUUGGCCAUCUGAAUUUCUUUGAGAAGUGUCUGUUCAGAUCCUCCACCCAUUUUUUAAUUGGGUUAUUUGUCUUUUGGGUGUUGAGGCAUGUGAGUUCUUUAUAUAUUUUGGAUGUUAACCCCUUGUCAGAUAUGUCAUUUACAAAUAUAUUCUCCCAUACUGUAGGAUGCCUUUCUGUUCUACUGAUGGUGUUCUUUGCUGUACAGAAGCUUUUUAGUUUGAUGCAGUCCAAUUUGUUCAUUUUUGCUUUUGUUUCCCUAGCCAGAGGAGAUGUGAAAAAGUUACCCAUCUUUAUAUUCAAGAAAUUUUUGCCUGUGUUUUCUUUUAAGAGUUUUAUGGUUUCAUGACUUACAUUCAGGUCUUUGAUCCACUUCAAGUUUACUUUUGUGUAUGGAGUUAGACAAUAAUCCAGUUUCAUUCCCUUACGUGUAGCUGUCCUGUUAACAUGUAGCUGUCCCAUUUUACCGACACCAGUUGUUGAAGAGGCUGUCUUUUCCCCAUUGUAUAUUCAUGGCUCCUUUAUUGUAUAUUAAUUGACCAUAUAUGCUUGGGUUUAUAUCUGGGCUAUCUAUUCUGUUCCAGUUAUCUAUGGGUCUCUUCUUGUACCAGUACCAAAUUGUUCUGAUUACUGUGGCUUUGUAGGAGAGCUUGAAGUUGGGGGCAUAACCCCCCCAGCUUUAUUCUUCCUUCUCAGGAUUGCUUUCGCUAUUUGGGAUCUUUUGUCGUUUCAUAUGAAUUUUACAACUAUUUGCUCUAGUUCAUUGAAGAAUGCUGUUGGUAUUUUGAUAGGGAUUGCAUUGAAUCUGUACAUUGUUUUAGGCAGGAUGGCCAUUUUGACAAUAUUAAUUCUUCCUAUCCAUGAACACAGGAUGUUUUUUCAUUUAUUGGUGUCUUCUUUAAUUUCUCUCAUGAGUGUCUUGUAGUUUUCAGGGUGUAGGUCUUUCACCACCUUGGUUAGGUUUAUUCCUAGGUAUUUUAUUCUUUUUGAUGGAAUUGUAAAUAGAAUUUUUCCUGAUUUCUGUUUCUGCUAGUUCAUCGUUAGUAUAUAGGACUACAACAGCUUUUCUGUAUGUUAAUUUUGUAUCCUGCAAAUUUGCUGAAUUGAAUUAUUAGUUCUAGUAGUUUUGGGGUGGAUUAUUUAGGGUUUGUUAUGUAUGAUAUGUCAUCUGCAAACAGUGACAGUUUUAACUUCUUCCUUACCAACCCAGAUGCCUUUUAUUUCCUUGUGUUGUCUGAUGCCGUGGCUAGGACCUCCAGUACUAUGUUGAAUAAAAGUGAGGAGAGUGGACAUCCUUGUCUUGUCCCCGAUCUUAAAGGAAAAGCUUUCAACUUUUUGCUGUUAAAUAUGAUGUUGGCUGUGUGUUCGUUGUAUAUGGCCUUUAUUAUGUUGAGGUACUUGCCCUCUAUACCCAUUUUGUUGAGAGUUUUUAUCAUGAAUGGAUGUUGAAUUUUGUCAAAUGCUUUUUCAUUAUCUAUGGAGAUGAUCAUUUGAUUUUUGUCCUUUUUGUUGACGUGGUGGUUGAUGUUGAUGGGUUUUCGAAUAUUGUACCAUCUUUGUGUCCCAGGAAUAAAUCCUACUUGAUCAUGAUGAUCUUUUUGAUGUAUUUUUUAAUUCGGUUUGCUUAUAUUUUGUUGAGUAUUUUUGUAUCUAUGUUAUCAGGGAUACUGGUCUGUAAUUUUCUUUUUUUGUGGUGUCUUUGCCUGGUUUUGGUAUUAGGGUGAUGCUGGCCUCAUAGAAUGAGUUUGGAAGUAUUCUCUCUUCUACUUUUUGGAAAACUUUAAGGAGUAUGGGUAUUAGGUCUUCACUAAAUGUAUGAUAAAAUUUAGCAGUGAAGCCAUCUGGUUUGGGAUUUUGUUCUUAGGUAGUUUUUUUAUUACUAAUUCAAUUUUGUUGCUAGUAAUCUGUUCAGAUUUUCUGUUUCUUUCUGGGUCAGCCUUAGAAGGUUGUGUUUUUCCAGAAAGUUGUCCAUUUCUUCUAGGUUAUCCAGUUUGUUAGCAAAUAAUUUUUUAUAGUAUUCUCUAAUAAUUAUUUGUAUUUCUGUGCUGUCCGUAGUGAUUUUUCCAUUCUCAUUUCUGAUUCUGUUUAUGUGUGUAGACUCUUUUCUUGAUAAGUCUGGCUAAGGGGUUAUCUAUUUUGUUUAUUUUCUCAACCAGCUUCUGCUUUCAUUGAUUCUAUUAUUUUAUUCAUCUUGAUUUUAUUUAUUUCUGCUGUAAUCUUUAUUAUGUUCCUCCUUCUAUUGACUUUGGGACUCAUUUGUUUUUCUUUUUCAAGUUUCAUUAAUGGUGAGUUUAGACUGUUCAUAUGGGAUUGUUCUUCUUUCCUGAGGUAAACCUGUAUUGCAAUAUACUUCCCUCUUAGCACAGCCUUCACUGUAUCCCGCAGCUUUUGCAGUGUUGAGUUAUUGUUGGCAUUUGUCUCCAUAUAUUGCUUGAUCUCUGUUUUUAGUUGGUCGUUGAUCCAUUGGUUAUUUAGGAGCAUGUUGUUAAGCCUCCUUGUGUUUGUGAGCUUUUUUGUUUUCUUGGUGUAGUUUAUUUCUAUUUUCAUACCUUUGUGGUCUGAGAAGCUGAUUGGUACAAUUUCAAUCUUUUUUAAUUUACUGAGGCUCUUUUUUGGCCUAGUAUAUGAUCUGUUGUUCAAAAUGUUCCAUGUGCAGUUGAGAAGAAUGUGUAUCCUGCUGCUUUUGGGUGGAGAGUUCUGUAGAUGUCUAUUAGGUCCAUCUGUUCUAAUGUGUUGUUCAAUGCCUCUGUCUCCUUACUUAUUUUUUGUCUGGUUGAUCUGUCCUUUGCAGUGAGUGGUAUGUCUCCUAAAAUGAAUGCAUUGCAUUCUACUUCCCCUUUAAUUCUGUUAGUAUUUGUUUUACAUAUGUCGGUGCUCCUGUGUUGGUUGCAUAAAUAUUUAUAAUGGUUAUAUCCUCUUGUUGGACUGACCCCUUUAUCAUUAUGUAAUGUCCUUCUUUGUCUUUUGUUACUUUCUUUGUUUUGAAGUCUAUUUUGUCUGAUACAAAUACUGCAACUCCUGCAUUUUUCUCCCUAUUAUUUGCAUGAAAUAUAUUUUCCAUCCCUUCACUUUUAGUCUUUUAGUCUGUGUAUGUCUUUGGGUUUGAAGUGAGUCUCUUGUAGGCAGCAUAUAGAUGGGUGGGUCUUGUUUUUUUAUCCAUUCUGUAAUUCUCUGUCUUUUGAUUGGUGCAUUCAGUCCAUUUACUUUUAGGGUGAUUAUCAAUAGAUAUGUACUUAUUGCCAUUGCAAGCUUUAGUUUUGUGUUUACCAAAGGUUCAAGGGCAGCUUCUUUACUAUCUAGCAGUCUAACUUAACUCGCUUAAUACACUUGUUUCAAACACAAUGUAAAGGUUCUUUUUUUUCUCCCUUCUUUUUCUUCUUCCUCCUCUGUUUAAAUAUUAGGUGUCAUAUUCUGUAUUCUUUGUUUCUCCCUUGACUGACUUUGUUGAUAGUUGAUUUACUUUUGCCUGUGCUUAUUAAUUUGUCUACUUCCUUUAUUGUGGUUUUAUUUCCUCUGGGGACAGCUAUUUAGCCUUAGGAGCACUUCCAUGUAUAGCAGUUCCUACAAAAUACACUGUAGAGACUGUUUGUGGGAGGUAAAUUCCCUCAACUUUUGCUCAUCUGGAAAUUGUUUAAUCUCUGCUUCAAAUGUAAAUGAUAAUCUUGUCAGGUAGAGUAUUCUUGGUCCAAGGCCCUUCUGUUUCAUUGCAUUAAAUACAGCAUGCUACUGUCUUCUAGUCCAUAAGGUUUCUGCUGAGAAGUCUGAUAAUGGCCUGAUGUGUUUUCCUUUGUAUGUGAACUUUUUUCUCUCUCUGGCUGCUUUUAAUAUUCUGUCCUUGUCCUUGAUCUUUGCCAUUUUAAUUAUUAUGUACCUCUUCAUGUUAUCUUCCUUGGGUCCCUGUAUUGGGAGAUCUGUGCACUUCCAUGGCCUAAGAGACUUUCCUUCCCCAGAUUGGAGAAGUUUUCAGCAAUUAUUUCCUCAAAGACACUUUCUAUCCCUUUUUCUCUCUAUUAUUCUUCUGAUACACCUAUAAUGUGAAUAUUGUUCCAUUUGAAUUGGUCACAUAGUGCUCUUAUUUUUUCAUUCCUAGAGAUCCUUUUUUCUCUCUGUGCCUCAGCUUCUUUAUAUUCCUGUUCUCUAAUUUAUAUUUCAUUUACCAUCUCCUCUACCUUGUCUAAUCUACUUUUAAACCCUUCCAUUAUAUGUUUUGUAUCAGAUACUGUAUUUUUCAAAGUUUCUGUCUCUUUCUUGAAGUCCUCUCUGAGAUCUUGAAUAUUUUUCUUUACCUCUGUGAGCAUGUUUAUGAUUUUUAUUUUGAAAUGUUUAUCAAGAUGAUUGGUAUUUUCAGUUUCACUUAGCCCUCUUUCUGGUGUUUGAGGGAUUUUGUUUUGUAUCAGGUUCUUUUGCCAUUUCAUAUUUCUAAGGAUUACUAUGGAAUAGCUUCGUGUAGCUGGCGCCCUCUAGUGCCAGAAGUUCUACUCUCUGGAGCUGCCUAGCACAUGGAGCCAUGGUUGGGGGUCGCAGGCGAGCAGCACCAGUGCCUGCCAGGAGGUAAAAGCUCUUUCCUGCUUCCUGGCUAUAACGCCUGCCUCCACUGCCAGGGCCCAUGAACUUAGAAUGCAGGGAGGAGCCUCUGCAUUAUGCCCCUGUAUCUGCUGUGGGCAGGGCCACCCUCCAGCUGGCCUGGCACAAUGGCAGGGGCAGCAGGUUUGAAAACCAGUAUUAGUCAGGAGGAAGGAGCAGCAGGCUGUGUAUCACAGUGGGGACCCUCAGUCUGCAUUGCCAGCCAGGGGGAUGGAUCGCCUGAAGCUCCUGAAAGUUCCCAACCUGCUGGGCUAACUGUGCCAGGACGAUUUUGUCCACCUGUCCUUUCUCCUGAGCAGCCAGUUCUCUGUAAUCCUUGCCCCAUUAGCAACCCUCUUGCUACUGGAAGUCUUUCAAAGUGCCCACCUUUUGUCCCAGGGCAGCUGGUUGUAGGUACCUGUUCUCCACAAGUGGCUGAAAUCUCAGUCUUUCUGAGUAUUCUGCCUGUCUGCUUUCCUAUCCCCCUAAUCUCCAGAGCACCAUGUAAUGUGGAUUUGUGCUCUUGGAGCAGAUCUCCAGGGCUGGUGUUCAGCAUUUCUUGGCUUCUACUCACUCCCUGCUCCAUUUCUCUUCCUCCCACCUGUGAUCUGGGGUGGGGGGAGGUCUUGGGUUUCACUGGAUCAUGGCUUUGCUACUUUAUUCUUUUCCGUGAGGUAUUCUCUUUUCCCCGUAUGUAGGCAGUCUGUCAUUGUCUUCUUUCCGGUCACUCUUUCAAGCUUAUUUGUAUUUGCUGUAUUUUCGUAUUAUAUAUAUGGUUUUGGGAGGAGGUUUCUGCCUUCUCACGCCACCUUCUUUUCUUCUCUGGAAUCUGUAUUAUUAGCAACUUGGUAAAAGUGAUCCCAGUCAGGCUCCACAUGAAUUAGUAAAUAAUUUACCUGGCAAAGGGGCGUGCUAGGAACAAAUGCUAGUCCUUGGAACCUAGUGUCUGAAAGCCUGAGGAUGCCACAGCACAGUUUAGCUAAUAAGGGGCAGAGCUGACACACACACACACACACAAUGUACAUGUUCCCACUAGCCAUUCAAAUAUGGGAAGCAGCUCUGAGCAGCAGUGGAUGUAAAAUUUCAUAAGGAUUUAUUCAUUCAUUUUCUCAAAAAAUGUGUAUUGAGGACCUACUCUGAGCCAGACAUGGUGCUAGACAGUGGGGAUACAGUAGAGAGCCAUUCAAAUGUGGCCCCACCCCACAAGCACAAAGCAUAAAGUUAAAAGUGACAGUAAGAAGAUAGCACUCUACCUGUGGGAGGGAACAAGCAGGGUGUGCAAAAUACAUGGAAGGAUACUACUGGCAUCGGAGUGACCUUCACAUACAACUUCAUGCCCACCCUUGCUUUCAGGAGCCCCAUGCUCCUGAUCGCCCCUCCACCUCCAUAUACAUCUCAAACAACAUUGACAGGAAUAUCAGUAAGGUUUAGGAGUAGAGGAGUAGGUUUGGGGGCAACAGUGGGUUCACCAGCCCCUCCUGGCUGUAGUUUCAGGCUUGGACUUCUUGGCACCUGGUGGGAUUCCUGCUGACUUUGGAGUUCCUGCCCACACCCAAUCCGUCUUAUCCCCUCUACUCCUCCAAAGCCUAGUACUGGAGUGCCUGUGUGUGGAAGUGAUAACAAGCCUCCUCACCCAUGGGGGCCAAUAGGUGUCAGAUUCAUUUCCACCUCAAAAACUUCAGAUAAAAACUUGGAGUCACAGGCUGUGGAAAGUUAGUCUGUAAAAGUUGGGCUGAGCUGUACCUGAGGAUUUACCUAAUUACCAUGUAACUCUGGCUCUCCACAAUAUUUAGCAUGUAUCAAAUUGUGUAAUUAGUUUUUCCUGUAAGAUGAUAUGUCAGCUUUUCCUGCAAAACUAACUCAAAACCCUCCAUGGUUGGUAAUUGCAAAUUCCCCCUUUCAGGCUUACAAGUUGGCAGGCCAUGGGUUUGAUUCAGGUCUUCACACACAUCCCUUCUCUAUUCUUGAUCCCAGGUGGAGGAGUAGCAUUCCCUGGGGUAUGUCCUAUCAUGGCAGAAGCACACAAAGCCAAGCCAAACCCUGCAAGCACAAUAUAACCCCCGCUCAUGGGUGAAGUAUGUCAAGUACAUUCAUUCUGUGGGCCAAAGCAGAAGGCCAAGCCUGAUCUCAGUGGGCCAGUACACCCCCCAGGGACAAUGACAGUCUGCAGAGCUUUUGCAAGAUAGUUCUAAAGAUCAACAAGGAAUCACAAAAUUUGAGGAAAAGAUCAUGAAUGAUUUUUUCCUCUCUGCUUUACAAACAUUCUGUUAUUUCAAAAAGGUAGUUUAAUGUAAUAAUAAUUAGCAGGAAAUCUAUUUGAGGAGGCAGGGGACUUGAAGCAAGAUGAGGAAGACCCUGUGUUUAGGCCCCUCUGUAAACUAGAAAGAGGCCCUGGAGGCUCCAAACAGGAGUUUUCUGGCAGUGCUAUGCUCCGAGCGCUUCUUGGGGGGCUCUGCAGGAUGCUCUGGAAAGGUCAAAACAGCACAGGGAGAUCACUGGAGGAGGCACUGGACUGAGGAAGAAGCAGAGUCUAGAUAGGCCUCAGAAGCACCCUAGAUAAAGUGGGAGGCAGGCUCUCCAUCCAGGAUUGUGGAUGGCGAACGAGAGAGAAGACUCCAGUACAGGGAACUGUCAGAGCAGACAGUGGCUCAGACUGAUAGCAAGCCUGACAUCUUGCACAGCAAGCACAUAGGGAUCAAGGGCAGUUGUGUGGAGAAAGCCAGGCAAGGUUGUUGCUCAGGGACCAUUUGGUGAGGAGGCUACAGCUGGUGCCCCACCGUUGAUUGACCACAUGACACUGUCACCAGAAAAGUAAAUGCCACCAGUGUCACCCUUGGAGCUGCCAGUAAUUCCUCAGCUGUGUCUGCCAUUAGCUCAAGAUGACAGAACCGAGAGGGAGGAUAUGACUGCGUACACCUUGCUAUGCAUACCCUCGGUAUGAGUUCAUUCUGCCCCUUGGAGAACACAAGAAGCAGGGAGAAUAAGGUCCUUCAGCUUUGAUAGGAGGAGGCAGGGUUCUGCCCAAACUCACUCCGGAAAGGAUUUGCCCAAACGGAAGGGCAUGCAGAUGCUGGGUAACCAGAGAUAGUGACAGAGGUCCGCUAUUUCCAGUCUCUUUGCUGUCUGACACACCUUUUCCCAUUGCUCAUCCUUCAGAAGCAGUGCCCCCAUCUAGCAUGUGCUUCAUUACUGUGCAUUGCCCCAAAAAGGAGGGUGGCCCAGGCUGUGUUCUCAGUGGCUGGUGGCCUGGUGUGUGGGAAGACUGGCUUUUGGGAAUGAUCUCAGACUGAUCGACAAGACUUUGAACUUCCCAUACUUCUUGAACUGCAAUUGGUUAAAGCCUAGAAGGGCCAGGUCAAAGUGCCAGAGUGGCUUUGAGGGGGCAAUGAAACUGGCUCAUCCCUGCUUCAUUCAUUGCUUCAUCCAGCAAUUAAUCUAGGGUAUUUAGAGGUGUCUCUUUUGCCUCUAGCUCUGUCCUGGUUCUCUCCACACAUUGUAGAAUGUGUGGCUUAAAGGUAACUACUACAAUCUGCCUCCAAAGUGCAGUCCAAGGACCCCCUGGGGACCACGUGGUCUUUCUUUUCCCACUACACCUCUGGGUGAGGGAAGCCAAUUCUCUUCAUAUUCUGCAGUGAAGAUAACACACUGCAACAGAUGGAAUGCAGACACACAGAGAGAAUCCAGCUUCCUUCUCUCCUGCCAGACAUUAAAGGUCUGCAAAAGGCAACAAUGCCACUCUUCUACUCACCAGAUUUUUUUUGUUGUUGCUCUAGGAAACAUGGUUAUUUUUCCUUAAAAAAGUUAACAUGUAAUACAUUUAUUGUUUUUAAAUGAAUUAAUAUUAAAGUUAUUGGCUUUAAUUUCUACCAUGGUAAAUGCAGAUAUAAGUCAUACAAACCAAGGUCCUUGGGGUCCUCAAUAAUUUUUAAGAGUGUUAAAGGGGUCCUGUGACCAAAACUUUGAGAACUGUAUUAUGCCUUAUAUUAUGGUGGGGGGAAAAGGGAGGAAAGAAAACUAAAAUUGGGUGGAAGUUACUCAAAUCCAUGUGACACAGCAGGGAAGGGAAAAUAAUAGCAGUGUCUUUUCUGCAACAGCUCACAGGACGGCUUCUCUCCUCAGCAGCUCUCCA